UUAAGAAGAAUAAAAUGAGACGCUCUUAUCUGUCUUAUCAUCAAGGCCGAGGAUUCCUGUCCACAGGGCGAGUAUAUAAACACAUCUCUCCCAGGCUUAGUCUCUGCCAAGUACCAGCCUUGUGAGGGAUCAUGAACUGGCUAAAGGUGGUGGGUAUCGUUCUGGGGGCGGCGGUCGUAAUGGCCGUUGGCCUUCUGGUCGGCCAUUUCGGCAUUCCAAAACAAUCAAAGUGGGUGAAGGAACUUGCUCAGGAUCUCGAUGAAAAAUUCAUCAGCCAGUUCAUGGCAGAAAUGGAUAACAAAAGGAUAGAAGACAACUUGAGAAUUCUCUCCAAGAAGCCCCACGUAGCUACAAGUGCAGCAGAUGAGGAGCUGGUGCAGUUACUUCUGUCUCGUUGGAAGGAUCCCAACUCUGGCUUGGAUGAUGCUAAAGAAGAGCGAUAUAAUGUGUUGCUCUGUUUCCCAGAUGAAGCAAAUCCGAAUACUGUCAAAGUCUUGAACCCGAGUGGAGACGUCCUGUUCUCAGCUAAAGAAACAGAGGAAGAGCUCACAGAGGACCAGAAGGAUCCAUCCAUUCUUCAGCCUUUUCUGGCCUAUGCACCCAGUGGAUCUGUCAAGGGGAAGCUGGUAUUUGCCAAUGAAGGGAGAGUCAGCGAUUUCCAGUACUUGGCUAACCUUAUAAACCUGAAUGGCACCAUCGCCAUUGUGCGCUAUGGAGGAAUAGGAAGAGUGAACAAGGCAAUUAAUGCUGCCAGAUUCGGAGUGAUUGGUGUAAUAAUCUACACUGACCCCAAAGAUAUAAACGAUGGAAAGUCAAAUCCCUCAGACACAUACCCUCAUUCCUGGUAUCUGCCACCGUCCGGGGUAGAACGGGGGUCAUUCAAAGAGAAUUUUGGUGAUCAGCUCACCCCAUACUACCCAGCUAAAGACUUCACCUAUAGGAUUCCCGAGUCUGAGAUCAAAGGCAUCUCUCACAUACCAGCACAGCCCAUAGGUUUCCAAGAUGCCCGAAGAUUAAUAUGUGAACUGGCUGGACCUCAAGCUCAAGCAAACUGGCAGGGAUCUCUGGGUUGCCCUUAUAACAUAGGACCUGGAUUCGUACCAAACAGUUUCAGUAACAGUGAUGUUGAGGUUAAUGUUUACAAUAAGCGGACAAUAAAAUCAUCAGCGAAUGUGAUGGGGAUUAUCAGAGGAGCUGUAGAGCCCGACAGGUAUGUGAUGUAUGGGAACCACAGGGACAGCUGGGUCCACGGAGCCAUCGAUCCGAGCAGUGGCACAGCCGUAAUGCUGGAGAUAACAAGAGUUCUGGGCACUAAACUAAAACAAGGAAAGUGGCGUCCUCGAAGAACCAUCAUUUUUGGCAGCUGGGGAGCAGAAGAAUUUGGACUCAUUGGCUCAACUGAGUUUGCUGAGGACUACUAUAGCAAAUUACGAAACAGGGCUGUAGCUUACAUUAACGUGGAUAUCUCUGUAUAUGCCAAUGCAACUUUGAGGGUCCUGGGAACACCUCCUGCACAAAAUGUUGUUUUCGCUGCAUCCAAACAGGUGAAAAAUCCAUCAAAUUCCCUCACCGUGUAUGAAAACUGGAGGAGUCACUCUAAUCGCACCAGCCCGCAGCAUGGCGUCAUUCCUCGAAUUGGAACGCUGGGAAUUGGAAGUGAUUAUGCUCCCUUUAUGCACUACCUGGGAAUUACAUGCAUGGACAUAGCAUACACGUAUGACACGAGAGUGACAUCAGCUCGUAUAUAUCCCACCUACCAUACAGCGUUUGACACAUUUGAUUAUACUGCUAAACAUAUUGAUCCAGGUUUUACCAGUCAUCAGACGGUGGCCCGCACAGCUGGGAAUGUUCUAUUGAGACUCUCGGACAGCCUCAUCCUGCCGCUAGGAGUUAGAGACUACGUGGAAACCCUGGAAUCUUACUACAGCCAGGCAGAGAGCUUUCAGACUAACCUCAGCAAGUACAACAUCUCACUGGUUCCACUGAGGGCGGCUAUUACCAGAUACAGGAACGUUGCCGAAGCUUUGGAAGAUAAGAUUAAGAAUUUAAAGGAGUCAGAUAAGACGCCUUAUAACAUUCGAAGGAUUAAUGACCAGCUCAUGCUCCUGGAACGAGCAUUUCUUAAUGAUCUUGCUUUUACAGACAAGUUGUAUUUCAGCCAUGUGCUCUGGGCCUCCCGAACCUCCAGCGUGGUCACUUUCCCAGGUCUUGCAGAUGCCUAUCAGAGAGCAGUGGAGACCAAUCUGAGAGAACAUUGGGAUCUCACCCAUCACCACCUAACCAUUGCCAUUCAGGCUGUGGACAAUGCAGCGUCAACCCUGGAGGAAGUCGCCAAUAUAUGAAGAUGACCCCGGAAGUUGUGCAAAGUUCUUAUUGCUGGCA
Molecule: messenger RNA, 2382 nt
Organism: Nanorana parkeri
Lineage: Eukaryota; Metazoa; Chordata; Amphibia; Anura; Dicroglossidae
Product: N-acetylated-alpha-linked acidic dipeptidase-like protein
Exons: 19
Coding region: 132-2342 (736 amino acids)
Molecular function (GO): carboxypeptidase activity
Source: RefSeq, a predicted model, not a curated record